AUGGCCCUCUCCAUCUCUGUGCUGCUGGCCCUGGUGAUGCUGGGCUCCAGCCCAGCCCGCUCUCUGGACUGUGUCCUGCAUCCAAGCCAUGGCAAUCUGGAAACCUUCACACUGUUGAGUCAGAUGGAGAGAAUCUCCAUUCUGUCCUGUCUGAAGGAUAGGACUGACUUCAGCUUUCCUCAGAUGCUUGUGGAUGGGAACAAGUUUGAGAAGACAGAAGCCACAGCUGUCACGCAUGAGAUGCUCCGGCAGAUCUUCAGCCUUUUCAGCCAAAGGGGCUCCCUGGUGGCUUGGGACGAGACCCUACUGGACAAAUUCCUCGCUGGACUUCAUCAGCAGCUGGAUGACCUGGAGACAUGUUUGGAGGAAGAAAAGAACAUGGAACAGUUACCCCAGGGAAGUGAGAACUCCAGACUGGCUGUGAAGAGAUACUUCCGUGGAAUCAGUCUCUAUCUUGAAAAGAAAGAAUACAGCCGCUGUGCCUGGGAGGUUGUCCGGGUGGAAAUCAGAAGGUGCUUGUUCUUCGUCAGUGAGCUCACAAGGAAACUCAGGAAAUAA
Messenger RNA from Lutra lutra (Eurasian river otter), 558 nucleotides. RefSeq names its product interferon alpha-2-like. Gene Ontology annotation, molecular function: cytokine activity; type I interferon receptor binding. The record is from RefSeq and is a predicted model, not a curated record. The transcript has a single exon. Gene Ontology annotation, cellular component: extracellular region. NCBI's taxonomy places the organism in Eukaryota, Metazoa, Chordata, Mammalia, Carnivora, Mustelidae. Gene Ontology annotation, biological process: B cell differentiation; B cell proliferation; humoral immune response. Bases 1 to 558 code for a protein of 185 amino acids.